This is a messenger RNA of Somion occarium, 2150 nucleotides long. The record is from the annotation of a GenBank genome assembly. Lineage: Eukaryota; Fungi; Basidiomycota; Agaricomycetes; Polyporales; Cerrenaceae.
GGUGUCAGCCAGCCAGAGGUUGUGCAACUUGAACGUCAACGUUCAUGUCCCCUUCACGUUAACGUAAGACUUCAGUCCUCUUUCAGUUCUCUUAUCGCUCCUUUCUAAAGUAAACACGCCCGCACGGCAACCACGAUCCUUACGAUACCAAACAUGACUGCUACGAAGAAACUUACGCUCCUUUACUUCCUGGUUCUUUCUUUUUCCUCUGGUUUCUCAAACCCCAUUCCCGCCGAUGGAACUCCUCUCUCUCUUGAGCCGCCUACCAGCAUGGUACAGUCUGGUGAUACUUCUGUGACAACUGCUCCCAACGACGCGAACCCUUCUGCCGACCUACCUCCACCCGUGGCUGACACAGGCAUUACAACCCCAGACCCGCCAGCCCCAUCAGAUUCUAGCGAACCGGACCCUGCGACAACUGCGACACCUGCUUCAGCCCCUUGGUCUUCUCCGGUCGUCUUUGAGGUCACUUCGGACCCUCCUACGGACGAUGCGACACAGCAGGAACCACAAGCCCAGGAGACCCCAGAUUUGCUGUCGUCGGCAGAGUCUGAUCUCCCUGAACCUGCCGCCUAUCAAACACCUACUCCCACUCUUGAACCCCCGGUCGUUGUAGAUGACAUCACACCUGUUCCAGCACCGCCGAACGAGCAAGUCACCCCGGAUGCAGAUGUUGUUCCAGUGGUGGCUGCCCCUGCAACGUCCAGUGACACCCGCACCACUUAUACUGCAUCUUUCACACCACAGUCGACAGUAUCACGUACGUCGUUUACGUCGCCAGCUAGCGCUUCUACGACCAGGCAUCUGGUACCCAUACCAUCGGACGUACAUUCAGGAAUAUCUCCAGCUACGGAACGAUCUCGUCGUGCUGCCGUUGUUGGUGCUCUUCUUGCUAUAUGUAUCGUGGUUUCCCUGGUUGGUUGCUUCUUCUGCCUGCGUUGCCGUUCCCCCGGGUUCUUGCGUCGAAAAGCCGCGUCACAGAAGUACAUUGAAGAUCAAGAGAAGCAGUCCAUCAACAGCGAGAAAAAUUCUCCAAGUCCGAAGUCUUUAUCCUCGGAAGACAUGACGCUCCCUGUUCUGCAGUCAAAUACCGCUACCUCUGGCACCGCGUUCCCUCAGGAGCAAUGGCGAUACCUCGCGACCAAUAAUGCCGGACAAUACGAGGAUGUCUCACAUGCCCUCGUUGGCGGACCGUAUACAGACAUCAGCCUUGAGUCUAAUGCGGAUAUCCACAGUUCUGCAGGUUCUAUUGGUGGUGAAUCCGACGUUGCUAUCAUUGGUGACAGGACAAGUGCUGGUGCUACUAGCACCACUCAGUCAUACUCUACCUGCGGUUCUCGAUACUCCGGACAAAGUGGUGAUCAUACUCAAGACAUGUCUCUUGAAUCCAUCGAGUGCCUCCCUACGUUUCUUUGCGCCCCGCCCCCUGUUGCCAAGCAAGGACGAGCUCGAUCCAAGACAGUCACUCACUCAAGUGGUAGCCGCCUUGGUACUGCGUCAUCUACAUCUGCUCUCUUUGCUGCUAGCAAGAGCUACCCCACUAAGCUGUCCUCUUCGUUGGGAGUCAAUAGCCGUCUCAGCACUGAAAGCACGCGCAGCGAAGCUACCAAACGUUCUACUGGUUCGGAGUGGGACGUUGCGCAGGAAUAUGGAAGGUUCAGUAAGGAGAGUAUGUUGACUGCGAUCUCGGAGGAUCCAGAGCAUGUGGAGGCCGUUGAGGUUGGGGCAAAGACUUGUGUAUUAGUGACGGGAAAGUUCUAGGGGAUACACGACAUCAAAGCAAACAACAAAAACAUCUUCAGACUUCUGUAGUGUAUUCAUUCCUUCAUGAGAUAUCUCUCGAUGUAUUGGGGCACAAUUAUACGUGAGGUUGGAAUGCUUUUCAUGCAUCCAGUGAUGUUCUAGUCAAGCGAUGUGGCUGGCUUCCGGCUAGUCUGGUCUAGUUGAGGCUUCAGGUCGAAAAUGAGAGAAGUUAAGCGUGCGAGCCGAACGUGGGUCAUAACACCUGAAAAAUUCCCAUACCUCUUCGCACUUUUAUUCAAAUAUUUCUCUGAAUUUUGUUUAUUUGACUCUCAUUUUCUGGAUCCAUAGACUGUAUAAAAUGCUGGAAGUAUAUAGCACCGCAAUGUUCUAUAUUGUUCAUGUGCAGA